This is a messenger RNA of Pipistrellus nathusii (Nathusius's pipistrelle), 900 nucleotides long. Lineage: Eukaryota; Metazoa; Chordata; Mammalia; Chiroptera; Vespertilionidae. The record is from the annotation of a GenBank genome assembly.
AUGGCGGACAAGAAGGUAGUGGUGGUGUUUGGAGCCACCGGUGCCCAGGGGGGCUCAGUGGCCCGGACUCUCUUGGAAGAUGGGACAUUCAGGGUUCGGGCUGUAACCCGGGACCCUGGGCAGAAGGCCGCAAAGGAACUGAGGCUACAAGGUGCAGAAAUAGUGCAGGGAGACCAGGAUGAUGAGGCCAGUAUGAAACUGGCCCUGAGUGGAGCUCACGCCACCUUCAUCGUGACCAACUACUGGGAGAACUGCAGCCGGGAGCAGGAAGUCAAGCAGGGAAAGCUGCUGGCCGAUUUGGCCAAGCGCCUGGGCCUUCACUACGUGGUGUACAGCGGCCUGGAGAACAUCAAGAAGCUGACGGCGGGGGGGCUGGCGGCAGGCCACUUUGAUGGCAAAGGAGAGGUGGAGGAAUAUUUCCGGGACAUCGGUGUUCCCAUGACCAGCGUGCGGCUGCCCUGCUACUUCGAGAACCUCCUCUCCUUCUUCCUACCCCAGAAAGCCCCGGAUGGAAAGAGCUACUUGCUGAGCUUGCCCAUGGGUGACAUACCCAUGGAUGGCAUGUCCGUUGCUGACCUGGGCCCUGUGGUACUCAGUCUGCUGAAGAUGCCAGCAGAAUACAUCGGCCAGAACCUUGGGCUCAGUACCUGCAGGCACACAGCGGAGGAGUAUGCCGCCCUGCUCUCCAAGCACACUGGGAAGACCGUGCACGAUGCCAAGACAACCCCUGAGGACUAUGAGAAGCUUGGCUUCCCUGGCGCCCAGGACCUGGCCAACAUGUUCCGUUUCUAUGCCUUGAAACCCGACCGCAACAUCGAACUGACCCUGAGGCUCAACCCCAAGGCCAGGACCCUGGAUCAGUGGCUGGAGCAGCACAAAGAAGACUUUUCCAGGUUGUGA